Molecule: messenger RNA, 1856 nt
Organism: Daucus carota subsp. sativus
Lineage: Eukaryota; Viridiplantae; Streptophyta; Magnoliopsida; Apiales; Apiaceae
Product: glucomannan 4-beta-mannosyltransferase 9
Exons: 9
Coding region: 73-1686 (537 amino acids)
Cellular component (GO): Golgi apparatus
Molecular function (GO): mannan synthase activity
Source: RefSeq, a predicted model, not a curated record
GCACCAGCUUUUUUAUUCAGAAGCACAACUCAACACAUUGCCAAUCAAAAGCAAGCUUCCAUUCUUUGCUAAAUGGAGAGGGAAGAGCUUGAGACAGUGAUGUUUCAGAACAUUACACUAAAUGGCAUCUUGGACCAGCUUCUGAUGCUUUGGCACUUGAUCAAAGCACCACUCAUCGUGCCAUUGUUAACACUAUUUGUGAAUAUUUGUUUGGUAAUGUCUAUCAUGUUGUUUAUUGAGAGAGUGUACAUGGCAAUUGUCAAGCUUUUCAUCAAACUGUUAGGACGAAAACCCGAAAAAAUUUACAAAUGGGAGGCCAUGAAGGAUGAUAUCGAGCUGGGAAGUUCAGCUUAUCCUGUGGUGUUAGUUCAAGUGCCAAUGUACAAUGAAAAAGAGGUGUAUCAAUUGUCGAUUGGAGCAGCAUGUGGGCUUUCUUGGCCAUCUGAUAGAAUUAUAAUUCAAGUUCUUGAUGAUUCAACAGAUGCAGGUAUUAAGGAUAUGGUAGAAAUGGAAUGUAUGAAGUGGGCAAGCAAAGGCAUUAACAUAAAGUAUGAGAUCAGAGGCAACAGAAACGGCUAUAAAGCGGGAGCCCUCAAACAAGGAUUGAAGCACAGCUAUGUGAGCCAAUGUGACUUCGUAGUCAUCUUUGAUGCAGAUUUCCAGCCUGAGCCUGAUUUCUUGAGGCGAACCAUUCCAUUCUUCAUUCACAACCCUGAAAUCGGCCUUGUUCAAGCUCGUUGGAAAUUUGCGAAUGCAGAUGAAUGCUUGAUGACAAGGAUGCAAGAGAUGUCAUUGAAUUAUCAUUUCAUUGUGGAGCAGGAAGUGGGUUCCCAGACAUAUGCUUUUUUUGGUUUUAAUGGAACUGCUGGUGUGUGGAGAAUUUCAGCACUUAAUGAGGCAGGAGGAUGGAAGGAUAGGACUACUGUCGAGGAUAUGGAUUUGGCUGUCCGCGCAACCCUCAAAGGAUGGAAAUACGUUUUUGUUGAAGAUAUUCAGGUAAAAAGUGAGCUUCCGAGUACUUUCAAAGCCUUCCGGUAUCAACAACAUAGAUGGUCUUGUGGUCCAGCUAAUCUCUUCAAAAAAAUGGCCGUCGAAAUUGCAACAAACAAGAAAGUGACUUUGUGGAAGAAGCUAUAUGUGCUUUACAGUUUCUUCUUUGUAAGAAAAGUUGUGGCCCAUGUUGUCACUUUUAUGCUCUACUGCGUCGCAUUGCCAUUGACCUGUCUGGUUUCUGAAGUUGAAGUUCCUAAAUGGGCAGUCAUUUACAUUCCAUGUACUAUAACUAUCCUCAAUGCUGUUGGAACUCCAAGAUCACUACACCUGGUGAUUUUCUGGGUCGUUUUUGAAAAUGUUAUGUCGAUGCACCGGACUAAAGCAACUUUUAUUGGCCUACUGGAGAUAGGGAGAGUCAAUGAGUGGGUUGUCACCGAAAAAUUAGGGGAUGCUUUGAAGCCUAAAGCUUCUAAUACUGUCCCUCUUCUUAGUAGUGCCCCUGUAAAAAAACCUAGCUCGAAAAUAUGGGCAAGAGUUAACGGGCUAGAGUUGAUUAUGGGGAUGUUUCUUCUAUACUGUGGAUGGUAUGAUUUUUUCUUCGGAAAGAACCAUUACUACGUCUACCUCUUCCUUCAGUGCAUAACAUUCUUUAUCGUCGGGUUUGGAUAUGUUGGCACAUUCGUUCCCAGCUAAUCAGAUCGAUCACCAGGCACAUAAGUUAUGUUGGGAUAAACUAUUUGUAGAAACAAAAGAAUGUCUAGAAGAAUAUGUUGAUACUUAAAGUUUGAUUAGUAUUUUGCUGAGUUAGAGUUCGAUUGCCUCUGGUUACUGCAAUGUAUAAGAAACUAUGGUCAUUCUUUUUA